GAUGCGGAGCCGGGGCGCCGCGCUCCGCUCGUAGAGGCCGGCUGGAGCCGCGGCCGCCGCCGGCGAGGCCUCGCCGCGCUGGCCGCAGGUUUGAUAGCUUCUCAGCUGCACAGUCUGGAAGAUGCAUAUCUUAAGUCCCUGUUGAAGUAAAGAGAGUCAUUCAGCUGAUGACUGAUUGUGACAACUUGAAUGUUAUUAUUCACAUGACGGAGCUGUGCUUAUAAUGAUUACUUUCAUAUGAGAAAGUGGGAGAUUGCAUAAAUCUUUGUAGACAACUUGGCUGCAAGUGGUUAAACUGAAAUUAACUGCUGCCUUCUGGCUGCAGAGUGCUAGUCUGACGUUCCUGAGUGAUACUCUGCAGACUAAAUCAUGCCAGCGUUAUCAACUGGAUCUGGAAGUGACACAGGUCUGUAUGAGCUGCUGGCUGCAUUGCCAGCCCAGCUGCAGCCACAUGUGGACAGCCAGGAAGACCUGACCUUCCUCUGGGAUAUGUUUGGUGAAAAAAGCCUUCAUUCACUGGUGAAGAUUCAUGAAAAACUACAUUACUAUGAAAAACAGAAUCCUGUGCCCAUACUCCAUGGUGCAGCAGCCUUGGCAGAUGAUCUGGCUGAGGAGCUGCAGAGCAAGCCCCUGAACAGUGAGAUCAGAGAGCUGUUGAAGCUACUGGCCAAACCCAAUCUCAAGGCUUUGCUCUCUGUACAUGAUACUGUCGCUCAGAAGAACUACGAUCCUGUAUUGCCCCCAAUGCCUGAUGACAUUGAUGAGGAAGAAGAUUCAGUUAAAAUAAUCAGACUUGUCAAAAACAGGGAACCAUUGGGGGCUACUAUUAAAAGGGAUGAACAUACUGGUGCAAUUGUGGUGGCCAGGAUAAUGCGUGGAGGAGCUGCAGACAGAAGUGGUCUUAUUCGCGUUGGUGAUGAACUCAGGGAAGUCAAUGGGAUUCCUGUAGAUGAUAAAAAACCUGAAGAAAUAAUACACAUUUUGGCUCAAUCUCAAGGAGCAAUUACAUUCAAAAUUAUACCUAGUGUGAAGGAAGAGACACCAGCAAAGGAAGGCAAGAUGUUUAUCAGAGCCCUAUUUGACUAUGAUCCUAACGAGGAUAAAGCAAUUCCUUGUAAAGAAGCUGGACUUGCUUUCAGAAAAGGAGAUAUCCUUCAGAUCAUGAGCCAGGAUGAUGCAACCUGGUGGCAGGCCAAACAUGAAGGUGAUGCCAAUCCCAGAGCAGGCUUAAUCCCUUCAAAGCAUUUCCAGGAGAGGAGAUUUGCACUAAGGAGACCAGAAGUGCAGAUUCAGCCACUGAAAAUUUCCAACAGAAAAUCAUAUGCUGAAUGUGCUGGUCACAACAGUGGAUCCCAUCUAGCCGGUUUUAGAAGAAGCUUUCGUCUUAGCAGAAAAGAUAAAAAAACAAACAAGUCUAUGUAUGAGUGCAAGAAAAGUGAUCAAUAUGAUACAGCAGAUAUCCCAACAUACGAAGAAGUUGCAAAAUACAGACGACAACCUAAUGAAAAAUACAGGCUUGUAGUCUUGGUUGGUCCUGUAGGGGUUGGACUUAAUGAGCUUAAGCGGAAACUGCUGAUCAGUGACACCCAGCAUUAUGGGGUAACAGUGCCACACACUACCCGAGCAAGAAGAAGCCAAGAAAGUGACGGUGUUGAAUACAUUUUCAUUUCCAAGCACUUGUUUGAGACAGAUGUACAGAAUAACAAGUUUAUUGAGUAUGGCGAAUAUAAGAACAACUACUAUGGUACAAGUUUAGACUCCGUUCGAUCCGUUCUAGCUAAAAACAAAGUUUGUUUGUUGGAUGUGCAGCCUCAUACAGUGAAACACUUACGGACCUAUGAAUUUAAACCAUUUGUUAUAUUUAUAAAGCCUCCAUCACUUGACCGGUUGAGAGAGACCAGAAAAAAUGCAAAGAUUAUUUCAAGUAAAGAUGAUAGGGGAACUGCAAAACCCUUUACAGAAGAAGAUUUUCAAGAAAUGAUUAAAUCUGCUCAGGUGAUGGAAAGCCAGUAUGGCCAUCUUUUUGAUAAGGUGAUAGUCAACGAUGACCUUGCUACAGCUUAUAGUGAACUCAAAACAACUUUUGACAGAUUGGAGACUGAGACCUUCUGGGUUCCCGUCAGCUGGCUACAUUCAUAACAUUUAAAUGUGCAGAACAUCUGAUGGUGUCUCAGAAUCCAAAUAUGGUGCAUUUUUAAGCAUUGCUUAAUUGCUGUUUUCUUGGUAGGAGGGCUUUAUAACUCCACCUGAAGAGCAGGUGCUUGAAACAUCGGUCUUAUGUUUCUUUGUCUUCAAUCCUUCUGUUCAGAAUUUUGGGACAGUACAGUCAGAUUUAACCCAGGUCUUACUACACUCAAGAAAGUGAGUUAAUACUAGUGUAACAAAACUGCCAAACACCACCUUGUCAUUCAUAAGUCUAUCUCCAAGGUAAUGAUGGUUUUAAACAUAACUACUCUCAUAAAAAUCACAUCAGCACUUGGAAAUUAUCCCAUAAGUGCUUGAGAGAACUGAAACAGGCAAAAGUGACCAACAUUUUUAUGAGGAAGACAUCAUAUUUUAAUUAAAUUAAGUACCAAGAUAAAUCUUUUUAUUUUUUUAGAUGUGAACCUUGUCUUACAUGUACAGAGUGAUCUUAGUAUUCCUUUGCACUUACAUGGUCAUGAAAAGCAAGAUGUAUUCAGUGGCUUAAUUGUGAAAUAUUCUGCUGUGAGCAUGCAUGGAUUGAAAGUAUUUUCAUGCAUGCUUUGUGGCACAAUAGAGAAAACUCAUGGGAAUAUUUAUUUAAAUAGCGUAAAAGUUACCAUAUAUAUAACUUCAAAAUCUUUCUUUGGGAUUAAUCUUCUGUAAGAUCAGUGGUAUAUUAGUAUGAAUAACAAAAAAUAGAGAAUAACUUUUUUUCUUUAAAUUGAUUUCAAACAUUUUAGCAUCCUUUAGAAUAGUGUUCCCAUCAGCAAUUUUCUAAUAAUUAUUGAGGAAACCUUUGAGAUCUGGAAAGCAAUUGGAUUAAAUUAAUUCUUUCUAUUGUUUAGUAUUUAGUGAUCCUUUUUUAAUGGUGUAACAGGCAUUUUGUCUCCAUCUGAAAAAAAAUGCUGUAAACUUCAGUAUAAAAAUAUCCUUGACACUGGUCAGACACAGUUAGAAACCUCAUAUUAAAUUUGAUGUGGCAAUGUAAGCAAAUGUAUAAUAGAUUAUAUUAUAGAUAAUCUGGUAAUUUUCUUUAUUUACUACUGAUAUGCAGGAAAUGAGUAUAUCUAUAAAGAUGAAGUAACACCUGUGUGUUGUGUUGUGCGUGUGUCUUAUAAGUACAGAAUGUGUAUAUGAACUUGCUAACUUCAGAUCAUCACAUCUGUGGCAUUCAAACAGGAAACAGAGUUAUUUCAUGUUAAUCUGUAAAGAGAGUGUAACUGUCUUGUUUAAAGAAAAAAGAAUUUAGUGAAACUUUAUAUAUUUAUGGAAGGGUUGAAAAGGGAUGUUAAGGUUUUAAAUUUCUUGUCAAUGUGAUCAUUUAUUGAAUGGAUUACUAGAUCCCUGUAAUUUGAAACAUCGUCUUUGUAAAUUGAGCUCAACAUUCCAUGUAAAUACUGUAUUUCAUUUUAUAUGCUGAUAAAGCCAUCAGAUUAUUCAGUUUUAUUCUAAAUGCAUAUUUAGCCAUAUUUAAUGUGUGGAUCAUUGCAUUUGGCUUAAAGUUGUAUGAAACUAAUGAAAUGCAAGCAACAACAGCAAAACCCCUAGGAAUCUGGAAAUGUUUAUGCAAGAGUUACAGACGUCCUGAAUCUCAGUGCAGAUACGUGCUCUGCUUUAACAGCUAUAAUGUGACUUUUGUCAAAUUUCACCAUUUUUCUGGUGGACUUAAGACUUUUUUGUAACCUAAAUAGAAAUUUGUUGAUUAAAUUAAUUGCAUGCAGAUUGCAAUGUCAGUUGAACAAAAUGUUUUCUAUUUUUUUUUAUUGCUGAAAGUCAAACGAUUUUUCAGGGGAUCUGGUAUUCAGCAUAUCUAUUUGCUUGCAAGGUGCUGAGUGCACUCACUGUCUCUUGCAGCUACGAAGAACUGUGAGGGCGCUGUGCAUCUCUCAGGAUCUGGCCAUUUUCGACAAGAGGAGCUUUAGUUUUUAAUGAAACACUCUGUAAGCACUGCUUCUAACCUGGGGUGUCUCAGAGCGUUACUGCAGAAUAACUUUCACGUAGGGGACCUGCUUUUCUCUUUAAGAAAUAGAUGCUAGGAUAUUCGGAAAGCUCCCCAUUAGGAGCAGUUCUGGUUGUCCUGCAGGCUUUUUUUCCUGUCCUUUUGAAAUGAUUUUAAAUCCCAUUGCUGGGUCUCUAGGUUCUCGGAGGACUUUCUGCAGCAGGUUUGCUGUGUUGGGCAGCAGUGAGCUGCACGGCGCUUUGCUCCUUUCACAGAGACACCGACUCUCUGAUCCCCAGUGCAGCCCUGGCAGUAAUUUCCUAGACAGAUGGCUGCCUGCCCCUGUCUCCAAGCCAGAAGUUAAUUCCUGACUUGUAACACCUGCGAAAGAAAGGGAUCCUCCCCCCCCCCCCAAAAAAAAAAAAAAAAAAGGAAUCCAGCAAGCAAACCAAGUAAAAUGUGGACAGAGUCUUUAAGGAGUGAGAAAUAAUUUUAAUAGAAUUACUAGAUUGCUCUUCACCACUGGCCUCCGUGACGCAGGCGGAGAUGAACGUCAGGUCAAGGCACAAAAUGUCUUAUCCCAACAGUUUAGGCAGGACAGAGCCUGCACGAUGCAGUGAACUCCGGACCCGCUUGCUCACUUCUUCUGAGGUACCGCUGAGGUGGUGGUUGUUCCUUUUGACUUCUAUGGACUUGUGAAUGAAGAUGACUAAAUAUGUUUCUAAUACUACACAUAUUCAAGUUGUGCUGUGUGGGUUUUUAGAGAAUUGUAUGUUUUGACGGCCAAGUCCAUAUAUUUUAUUGUGUUUUAGCUGUUUGCCAUAGUCAAGCGAAUGGUAAUUUUUUUAAUGUUGUACCAAGCUCUAUACUUGAAGUUGCCAUCAGGUCAUUGGUUGAUGUCUUACCUGAAAUCUGAUCUUACCUUAUUAUGCAAAAUAAUAAAUUAUUGGUAAAUCACUAAA
Messenger RNA from Rhea pennata, 5085 nucleotides. It is a transcript of the gene MPP7, whose product is annotated as MAGUK p55 scaffold protein 7. The coding region runs from base 370 to 2139 and encodes 589 amino acids. NCBI's taxonomy places the organism in Eukaryota, Metazoa, Chordata, Aves, Rheiformes, Rheidae. Gene Ontology annotation, biological process: protein localization to adherens junction. The record is from RefSeq and is a predicted model, not a curated record. Gene Ontology annotation, molecular function: protein binding. The transcript is spliced from 20 exons. Gene Ontology annotation, cellular component: plasma membrane; cell-cell junction.